CAAGGGGGAUUAUUGAUUUGAUUACUUUAUAAAUGGUUAUUUUGGUAUUCUCAAGAUUUGCAGAGCAGGUCUCUGUCCCAAAUGGAAGAAAGCUUCCCUUCUUGUCAUUUUUGUCUUUUCCUCCUGCUUCUACUUGUGCACUUUCCUUUCUUGAAUCAAAAGACAAAAAUGCUGCAGAGGGUCUGUGAGUUCAUGUAAACUCCUAUUGUUGUGUCUGGUGCCUUCCUGAGAAAGGAAAGCCAUAAUGAUGAUGAUUCAUUAAAGAAAACAAAGAUAGUACCAAUAGUGACAGGAUUGGAUUGCCUUGGAUGCAAUCCCAAAAUAUCUGGAGCACAACUUCAACACCACUGACAUUGACAAAUUUGCCAUCAGUCAAUUGCAGAAGGCAGCUUUACUCAGAACAGCUUACAUCCUGCAAUGAUACAGUACCUCUAACACCAUCAAACAUCCAAAACUGCCUAUCCCAGGUCCUUGGGAAGGACUCGAGUUUUCGGGAAAUUGCCAAAUGGAACUAUGGACUCUUUGGACAAAAUUAAAGUCCUUCUGAAAAAAUGGGAGACUUCUUUUUUUCAGGAGCAGCAGAGGAAGCCCAGCAAGGCAGAUGUCCUGGAUGCUCCUGAAAAAAUAAAAAAACUAUACAGACAAUACAAGGCUCUAAAAGAAUCCAAGGGGCAUCAUGAUCUUCCUGAAUCUGUCAUGACCUGCCAACAAGAAAAUCAGGAACUUGUAGCACCAGAAAAGGCAACUGAUUUCGGUUCCUGGGGAUCACACCUGAAUCGAGGACAGAAGAUUCCUAAACUGACCCAGCAGAAUCCAGAAGCCUUGCAGGCCUCUGCACAGCAUUUUGGGAUGAAGCUGAAAUGUAACUUAGGUGCAAAAAUUAAGGAAUGUCCUGUAACUUUAAGGAGAUCCCUCACUCCUAAAAGGAAACCAGUUCAAUUAGCACAGAAGGAUGGAGCUCAGAUUGAAAAAGUUAAACCGUUCCCAUCGCCAGAAGUUCCUUCGUUAAAAACUAAUCCCAAUGAUUUGCCUGGUUCUAAUGCCAAGGAACUUACAGCUCUUCUUCCUUCUUCGUUUCCAGACCUGGCUGGCACUCAGCUCCGGUUUCCUGGUCCGAAACCGAGGCUGCCAUCAUCGGAUCGGUUUCAGUGCCAAAAGCAGACCAUCACGAAACGAUUGAGCAGUUUGGAUGCUGGGUGGCUAGACAGGUGCCAAGGGACAAAAUUGGAGACUAGAGAGGAACAAAACCAACACUGUAGUUUGAACCCAGCUAAUGGGGCAGGGCCAUGCCAAGGAUUGCCAGAAAGCAUUUCCUUCCAAACACAGGCUCUGUUUUUCAAACCUGGGAAAAGAAAAUUGGAGAAAGGUUGCCAAUCUCCCCAGGAAAAUUGUCAGCAGGACAUGUUAGAGAGGCAGCCCGUGGUCCAAAGUCCAGAAGGCCUGAGUACACGGAGCACAUGGGAUAAUCCAGAUUCAGACAAAGAAAGGAUAAGUGUAGCAUUCAGUGAAACCAGUGCUGAAAUUCCCGCCAAUGAGCAGAUGCAGAACCUGGAGACUGGCAGAAAAGACGGCAGCUGGAAAACAGAGGAGCGUCUUUUGCAAGGAGCUUCACCCAGGCUGAGUGGUGCUUUGUGUGAUGGGCAGAGUGGGCAGCUUCCCCCCACCAAGAAAGGGAAAAUGCCAAGCAAGAAAAGGCGUCUGGAUCCCGCAGCUGACGAUGAAGUUGCUCCAGACAUUUCUAAACAUGGCGUUUGUAGAAAGCGCCAAAGGACUAAAGAACUGGUUGAGGAUAGCAACGUCAAAAAACUGCACCCUGUCAGUCAAAAGCCGGGAAAGGAUGAAUACGACUUUGACCAAGACACUGCCAAAGUGCAAGAGGAGGAGAAGGAGAUGGUUCCACUUCUUUCUGAAAAUAUACUUGGGGACCUCGUUGAGGAAAAUUGUCCUAAGAAGAGUGGAAAACCCAGCAUGCCAAGCUGCAGGCUGCCAUCCAAGAAAUGUGGCAAUUUUGUCCGUCUCAAUAUGAAAACAAAAUCCCAUGUAAAGAGCUAUGUCUUGAAGGGAAAACACCUUCGCAAGCAGGUGUGGAAGCAGAAGUGGCAGAAAAAGGGGCAUCAGUUUGGUGGAGGUGGCAGGCUCGUGGACCGAAGUUCCGACACUUGCUUCAAAUGUGGGGGACGUGGUCAUUGGUCUUCCCAGUGCAAAGGUGAAGAUCGACUCUCUGCUACCGAUGCCCAGCUGGAGGACAAGAGCUGUGCUGAUGAAGAGGAAGUACCCUUGCUGACUCUGGAGGAAGUGGCUCAGAUGACCAAUACGACUUACACAAAAAUUUCAACAAAGAGUGAGAACAGCCAAGAAACCCUGGAGCAGUCUGCUCAGGAACAAAGUUACCUGCAAAUAGGAAGGCCUGUACCCGAAACGUUCAGUCCACCUGCACCGAUAGAGCCUUUCUAUAAAUUGGGGCCAGAUAAGAAGGUGAGAGAUACACCUCCUGAAGUGUUCCAAGCACUGGCUGAGCUGGGCUAUACUUCCUUCCGGCCAGGACAGGAAACAGCAGUGAUGAGGAUACUCUCAGGGCUCUCCACCUUGGUGGUCUUGUCAACAGGAAUGGGGAAAUCUCUCUGCUACCAGCUCCCUGCGUAUCUGUACAGCAAGCGGCGCCCGUGUAUCGCUUUGGUGAUCUCUCCCUUGGUGUCGCUGAUGGACGACCAAGUCUCUGGCCUCCCUCAGCGCUUGAAAGCAGUCUGCGUCCACUCCGGCAUGUCGAAGACUCAGAGGGAGGCUGCCAUGGAGAGGGUAAAGGCCGGGAAAGUCCAGGUACUCCUCCUCUCCCCCGAGGCCUUGGUUGGAGGGGGUCUCUCGAGCAGCAGCUGCCUCCCUCCCGCCGACCAGCUGCCCCCCGUGGCUUUUGCCUGCAUCGAUGAAGUGCACUGUCUGUCCGAGUGGUCGCAUAACUUCCGCCCGUGCUACCUCCGGCUCUGUAAGGUUCUUCGAGAACGCUUGGGUGUGCGGUGUUUGUUAGGCCUGACAGCCACUGCUACCGUUUCAACGGCACAGGACGUGGCCCAUCACUUGGGCAUCCCAGAGGGCGAAGGGCUGGCUGUGCGUUCUGUUGCAGUUCCUCCAAACUUGUGUCUCUCUGUCUCUACAGACAGAGACAAGGAUCAGGCUCUCGUAAAUUUGCUGCAAGGGGAAAGAUUUGGAAGCCUGGACUCAAUCAUUGUGUACUGCACGCGCCGGGAAGAGACAGCACGGAUUGCAGCCUUCAUCCGCACCUGUUUGCAAGGGGUGAAGCUGAGAAACGCCCCCUGUGAAGGAGAGCCAGAGGGGGAGGACCAACUCCCUGGAAAAAGGAAGAAAGCCAAAGCGAAAAAGAGCACCCGGCGCCCUCUGAAAUGGAUGGCCGAUGCCUACCACGCCGGCUUAUCUGCCUACGAACGUCGCCGUGUGCAGAAUAACUUCAUGUCCGGCCAGUUGCGAGUGGUGGUGGCCACGGUGGCCUUCGGGAUGGGCUUGGACAAGUCGGAUGUGCGCGGGGUUGUGCAUUACAACAUGCCCAAGAACUUUGAGAGCUACGUGCAGGAGAUCGGCCGUGCUGGGAGGGAUGGCCAACCCGCCCAGUGUCAUCUCUUCCUCAACCCAGAGGGUGAGGAUUUGCAUGAACUGAGGCGCCAUAUUUACGCAGACAUGGUUGACUUCUUCACCAUCAAAAGGCUCGUGCAGACAGUUUUCCCACGUUGCAAAUGCCAAGAGCUUCAUCAGAAGCAGCAGGAACUCAACAAGGGCUGUGAAGUGGAGGAUGCAGAGAUGCUCACUGCCCUAGAAGGAAGUUCAGAGAAGCCACUUGACCCAGAACAGUCGCGAAUAUGCUAUAAACACGAGAGAGCCAUCCCUAUUCAACCAACUGUGGAAGCGCUGGACCUCCGAGAAGAAGGCAUAGAGACCCUUCUGUGCUACCUGGAACUGCACCCCUGUCACUGGGUAGAGCUGCUGCACCCCACUUUCUCUUCAUGCCGGGUUUCGUGCUACAAAGGCCCUCAGCAGCUGCGGACGGUUUCUCGAAGGUGCCCUCCACUCGCGGUCUGCUUGGCCCAGCAGCGCCUGAAAGGGGUGAGAGCCACCCAGGCUAGCUCUGUGGAGUUCGAUGUCAUUGCACUGGCCGAUUCCAUGGGCUGGGAGGUUCUGCCAGUCAAACGCGCCCUACGACAGCUGCAGUGGAGCAGCCCAUGGCAGAACGGUUCCCAAGGCUCCAGGAAGAGCGAGAUCCUGGUGGAGUUCAGGGAGCUCUCCUUUCACCUGCGCUCCUACGGCGACCUCAGCGAUGAUGAGCUGGACGGGGUGUGUGACUUCCUGCACCAGCGAGUCACGGGUCGAGAAAAGGCAGGCCUCCGGCAGCUCCAAGUCUGCUUCCAGGCUUUCCAGAGCGUGGCUUUUUCUACUUACGCCUCGUGCUGUGACCAUGCAGACCAGGAGAGGAGCAGCCAGCUGAAGUCCCAGCUGGUGGCUUAUUUUGAGAAGCAGCCGGUGCUGGAUGAAACCUCUGUGGGUGCAGACUGUGGGGCUGAUCAUCUCCAGGAUGUUCAGUUUCAGCAAUGGGAACAGCAAAUCCAGGCUGACAUUCGCCACUUCCUCUCCAUCCGUCAAGAUGAAAAGUUCUCUGGGAGGGCUGUGGCGAGGAUUUUCCAUGGCAUUGGGAGUCCAUGCUACCCAGCUCAGAUUUAUGGCCGAGACCGUCGUUUCUGGAGAAAGUACCUUCACUUUGACUUCCAUAAGAUUAUGCGCUUGGCUACAGAGGAGAUCAUCCGUUGGAAGUGAAUUUUAUCUGGGCAGAAUCUGGAGAGGCGAAGCCCCACUGCACAGCUGCUUGUUCCCUCCCUUGCUUGUUGGCAACUCUGCAAGCAUUACAUUUCCAGAAGAGCUCUGGCAGCCAAAUUUCUCCCUGGGCAAUUGUCCAAGCUUUCUACAAAAUAGUAGGUGGGGCAACUGAAGAAAGUUCUCCUGGCCUAAACAAGUUGGUCAAGAGUCCUUUAAAAAACUAAUCUUGAAUUCACUCCAAAAAUAUGAAAUCCUACAUAUUUGGCAAAAUCUUGAAGAGCGUUCCUUCACCUCGUGGCUUUCCCUUCCAGAAUUCUGGCAGUGAUGGGGUUGGGCUGUGGAUUUAGGGAGUGGAUAAGGCGUUGAUUUAUAAUCUUCAAUGUUUUUUGAAGAACAGACAGUUCCUCUUUCUGAGGAGAGUUGGAAGUCUUGAUUUGCCUUCUGACAUUUGAACUGGACAAUGAACACACGUAGCCAUAUUAAGUAAACGCCUCUAAGGAAAAAGGGGAAUGUUUUUGUACUGCACUAGAGGAUUUUCCCUGGCAGAACUUGAUUUUAAUAAAACAUUUUUUUUUUUACUUAA
Molecule: messenger RNA, 5398 nt
Organism: Pantherophis guttatus
Lineage: Eukaryota; Metazoa; Chordata; Lepidosauria; Squamata; Colubridae
Source: RefSeq, a predicted model, not a curated record